This is a messenger RNA of Orbicella faveolata, 561 nucleotides long. RefSeq names its product transcription factor LBX2-like. Gene Ontology annotation, molecular function: DNA-binding transcription factor activity, RNA polymerase II-specific; DNA binding. Lineage: Eukaryota; Metazoa; Cnidaria; Anthozoa; Scleractinia; Merulinidae. Gene Ontology annotation, biological process: regulation of DNA-templated transcription. The record is from RefSeq and is a predicted model, not a curated record.
AUGACGCAAAAUGGUAACCUGCAGAACAGAAUUGGCAAUCUUACAGGGGAUAAAAACGGAUUAUCAGCAUUUAGACCCGUCAGAUCAAGAAAACAGACGUGCCCUCAGCUUUUACCUGUCCUUUUAGGACGCCAAAACAGCCAACAUGAGUAUAAUAUUCACGACAAUCCUCUUGCCGCUUUAGAGGGCUUUGUAACCAACUACUUCUGUAGAGAGUCUGCUUUAGAGCCUAAUGAAGUACUCUUAUCGAAGCAGCGACGUUCAUUGACUCAUAAACCUCGUCAAGAAUCAUUGCCGAAAAAGAGUGUAUUCACCGACAUACAAAUUCAAACACUGGAGGAAAGUUUCCAGUUUAAACAACAUUUGUCACCAAAAUCUAGAGAAUGGCUAGCGAAACUUGUUGGUCUAACGAAGCGUCAGGUCAUCACAUGGUUCCAAAACAGACGCGCCAGAGAACGGAAAAAAGCGGGUGUUAAAAUGGCUAAACACGGCAAAAAGUGCGUCGCAAAGGGCUUCAAAAUUCCAGAAGUACAUUAUCAAGUAUACAGACCAUUUCGCUGA